This is a messenger RNA of Dunckerocampus dactyliophorus (ringed pipefish), 4586 nucleotides long. It is a transcript of the gene fancd2, whose product is annotated as FA complementation group D2. Gene Ontology annotation, molecular function: DNA polymerase binding. The coding region runs from base 144 to 4475 and encodes 1443 amino acids. Gene Ontology annotation, biological process: double-strand break repair involved in meiotic recombination; mitotic intra-S DNA damage checkpoint signaling; homologous chromosome pairing at meiosis. The record is from RefSeq and is a predicted model, not a curated record. NCBI's taxonomy places the organism in Eukaryota, Metazoa, Chordata, Actinopteri, Syngnathiformes, Syngnathidae. Gene Ontology annotation, cellular component: condensed chromosome; nucleus. The transcript is spliced from 44 exons.
UUUCGUGUUAGAUAAAUGCAGACGCUCUCCUGACGCUGACAGCUGACGUACAACACGUUGGCGCGGAAUUAUAUUUUGUAACUGGUGUAUCGCCAUACACCAGUGAUAGUCGUUGGCGUGAGUCCACCAGAACCUUAAACACGAUGAUGCGGAAAAGGCGAAGCUCCGCUGUGGAUAAUGCAGAGAAACACGCCCCCACGUCUGCCAACGCAAAGAAGAGUCGCACAACUGGCCGUCAGUCUAAGGUGUCCGCUCCAGACGAGAGCACGGAGAGCGUAUUCAGUGUGUUUCUACGAGAAGCUGGCGUCACCUUGAGACAAGGCGGCACAGCCAAUGAGAUCGCUGUUGACCAGGUGGUGUUUCAAAAGAGGAUCCAGAAAAAGCUACAGAAGAGCCCUAGAUACCCUCGUAUUGUACGGGAAUUUAUCAGUGGAUUGGAGUCGUACAUUGAGGAUGCUGACAGAUUUCGGAAUUGCCUCCUUCCUUGUGUUCCGAGACUGCCCGAUGGAGACUCCUGCUCUGUCAGCUCCUUCCAGGAGAGCCUGCUGCGCAUGUUGUUGGGGAUUGAGAUGCUUCAGACUCUUGUCAUAAACACCCUGCUUGAGAAACUCCCUGAAUAUAUGCUCAACAGCACUGACGAGGCCGGCCUCAGUAUUCCGCGUCUUAUCAUCAACCAGCUGAAAUGGCUGGACAGAGUUGUGGAUUGCAAGGAGCUGGCAGCCAAGCUCAUGGAGCUGCUGUCGGUAGCACCGGUGGACGUCCAGCGUGACAUCAUCAGCAGCCUGCCAGAGAUACUGGAAGACUCCCUGCACAAUGACAUCGCCCGGGAGCUUAAUUCUUUACUGAAGGAGAGCACUCAGUUGACGGUGGCCAUCUUGGAUGCCCUCUCAAGCCUGAACCUCGGCUCUGCAUUACUCACUGAGGUUCGCGGAGCAGUUAUGAACACCUUGGCUGCCGUGCAACUGGAAGACCUUCCUGUGGUGGUCAAGUUCAUCCUUCACUCCGUCUCAGGCUCUGACGCGUACGAGGUGGUGUGUAGCCUUCGUAAGAAACUAGAACUGGAGCAGUGUGUUCUCCCUCCUGUGCUACAAGCGUCCCAGAGCCGCCUGAAGAACAAAGGAGCAGCAGCGUCCAGGUCGGCUACAGCGGCCAACGGCAGCCAGGACGUCGUAACGCUGAUCGUGGAUGCCAUCAAGUCAGCGGUGCGCUUCCAGAAGACUCUAUCUGAAGCCUGGCUCAAGGCGAUCGAGUCUGUAGAAGAAGUGGAGGACCACAAGGUGGUAGAUCUGCUGGUGCUGUUCAUCCUCCACUCCACCAAUGCCAACCAGAGUCGACGGGGGGCCGAACGGGUGCUGAAGGUCAAAGUGAGGACUGGCCAGAUCCCUGAGACGCUGCUGCAGAAGACCUUUAAGGACAACACACAGGUCCUGAGAGGGUAUUUCCCCUCCAUUUUAGCGCUGGCUCAGAGCUUGCUGCGUUCGCCGGACCCUUGCGUGGUGCCGUUUGGUGGGCUCAUGUAUCGACAUUCAUUCACUGCUUUUGAUUCUUACUGCCAGCAGGAGGUGGUGGGCUGUUUGGUGACCCAUGUGUGCAGCGGCGUCGACGGCGAGGUGGACAUGGCCCUGGAGCUGCUCUGCGGCCUGGUUACGGAAAAAGCUUCAGAGAUGGGGCCGUAUGCCGUCUUUGUCAAGGGAAUUUUGGACUACCUGGACAACCUCACCCCGCAGCAGAUUCGCAGACUUUUCCAUCUUUUGAGCAGGCUUGCGUUCGGAUCACAGCAAGGCUCGCACAUCCAGGAUGAUAUGCACAUUGUGAUUCGCAAACAGCUCUCCAGCACGGUGCCCAAGUACAAACGCAUCGGCAUCAUUGGCGCCGUGAUGAUCAUAGGCAGCAUGGGGGCGCUCAGGCCCAAAGCCAACGAUGCUCACGACAACUCCUUAUCACCCGAGACAUUGAGACAGUUGUUGGCUCUGUUGGAGCUGGUGCAGUCCAGCAGCGAGACUUCACCCGAAGCUUCAGCUCUGUACUACGAUGAGCUGGCUAAUCUGAUACAGACCUCCACUCUGGACCCGCUAGUGCAGGAGAAGAUCGGCAAGAGAGUCUUAGAUGACUUCCAGGGUGACUUCGUUGCGGACCUGGGUCCAGACAUACAAGGGUCCUUCCCCUUCCCGGCCCGCGUCAUGUACGACCUGGACGAGGAGGAGAGUCAAGGUGGCAUCGCCGUGAACCUCAUGCCUCUGCUGGCCAAAGACGUGCACUGCAAGGCGGAGCAGUGCGGUCGUGACAAGAAGGACAAGAGUCCUCUUUGUUUGUCACCGUUUUUCCGCCUGCUGCGGUUGUGCGAGGAGAAACAGAACCAGGGCGAACUAGAAGAGAUCGAUGCCUUGCUUGGCUGCCCUCUCAUCCUAACAGAUGUGGAGGUGGUGGAGAAAAUGGAGAGCCUGUGCAAAGUAGAGAAGGAGUUCCUCUGCGCUUUACUCUUUCACACCAUCAACUGGUUCAGAGAGCUGGUGAAUGCCUUCUGCAGGCUCAAGGAUCCAGAAAUGAAGAUGAAAGUGAUGACCCGGCUGCAGAACAUCACCUACCUUCAGACCCUUUUGGAGAGAGCUUUGGCCGGAACUCCUGGCUACGUUCCACCUGUGGCUAACUUUGAUGGAGAGAGCCCAGACGUGAUAUCACACGGCACCGCUGCUCCUGCUCAUAAGACAAAGAAAAAUGGCUCAGGAAAGAAGAGGAAGGCGCCUGGUAAGAAUUCCUCUGAAAGCAGCUCGCAGAUGGAGGACAAGCUGGAGGAAGAUGAAAGCCAGCAGGAACCGGAGAAGGAGAAAGAGGCCCGGCAAGGAGUCCACCUGGCGUCCUACAGGCCAUUUUUCAGGGAGCUAGAUAUGGAGGUGCUCAGCGUGCUUCAGUGCGGCUUGCUCUCCCGCUCCUUGCUGGACUCUGAGCUUCAAACCAAGAAACGAGAAGAGGUUCUGUUGGGUUCGGCGGAGCUGAUAUUCCUUCUGGAAGAUAUGCUUCGCAAGCUGGAGUUUGCUCUGACAGCUGCCCCGGCCAAGAGAGUUCCCUUCCUCAAGGCGAGGGCCGACAAGAGCGUGGGCUUCUCCCACCUGCAGCAAAAGAGCCCCAAGGAAGUGGCUGCCUUCAGCGUCCAGCUGCUGCCCGCCCUCUGCUCGCACUUGGAGAACUGCCACAACCAUUUCCAGACGUUGCUUUCCGCGAAUGACGGCAUGGUGGACGGGCCCGCUGUUGACGCUCAGGAGCAUCAGCUCCUGUCUUCAUGCUGCCAGCUUCUCCUGCAGGUCCUCAACACCGUCUUCAGCUGGUCUGGAUUCAGCCAGCCGGGCCAUCGGAGCUUACUGAAGAAGGCUUUGGGAGUUUUGGCAGGACGUCUCAAGGAUGGAGGAGAUGAGACGACCCUGGAGCUGCUUGUUAAAUCCAGCCUGGAGUACCUGCUGAAGUUCCGCAGCACCAUUCCAAAUCUCAGCUCGGCUCUGUGCCUCUCCCAGCUUCUAUCCGCCGUGUCUGAGAAAGGAGGGAACCCUGCCGCUUACAAGGAGGAGGCCGCUUCUCUCGCUCGGGGCUUCCUGAGCCAGCAAUGGCUGACUGUCAGCGGGGAGAAGCAACGAGGGACCAAAUUCAAUGAAGCCCUUCAAGCUCUCCUAAGCAUCUACCUGAGGAAUGUUGACGAUGUUUUAAAGGCAGUGGAGGAAAUGGCCAACGAAGGCUUUCCUCAGAUUAUCAACGCAUCGAAAGACGAGAGCUCUGCCGCUUGGCCGACCCUCAGCAGGCAGACCUUCCUAGUCUUCUAUAAAGUCUUGAUGACCGAGCUGGAAAAAUCAGUCCGGAGGAUUCCAGCAGGCAAAAGCAGCGACGGCAGCGAGGCUCAAAGUGAGAAGCUGCUGACAUGGAACCUGGCAGUGCGGGACUUUCACAUCCUGGUCAACCUAGUCAAGGUGUUUGAUUCCAGGCCUGUGGUCAACGUGUGCCUUAAGUAUGGACGCCUUUUCCUGGAGUCUUUCCUGAAGUUGGGGAUGCCGCUCCUGGACUUCAGUUUUAAAAGGCACAAGGAGGAUGUCCAGAACCUGUUAAAGACCUUCCAGCUCAGCACCCGCCAGCUCCAUCACAUGUGCGGACACUCCAAGAUUCGCCAGGACACGAGCUUGACCAACCACGUGCCGGCCGUGAAGAAGAGUCUGGAGCUGUUUGUGUACAGGGUGAAGGCCAUGCUCACCCUCCACAACUGUCAGGGCGCCUUUUGGAUGGGCAACCUCAAGAACCGCAACCUCAAGGGAGAAGAGAUUCUUUCUCAAAGGUCACAAGAAAGUGAGGAAGAGGAUGAGGAGGAUGAGGAGGAGCAGCAACCGCCUCCACAGGAUCAAUCAGAGGAGGAGGGGCGAGACGGAGACGCCGAGACAAAAAGGAAGGUCAGCACAGAGGAGAAUGACCUUCAGGAUGACACAGAUGACUCUGAAUGAUUGCUUUGAAAAUGGAUGCUAUUCCGUGUGUGUCCAAUCCAAAAUACACUCACACCUUAUAAAGUUUGUUAUAGACAUGCUGUUGAUGAAUACAAGAAUAUUUUAGUUGUU